Leptonychotes weddellii (Weddell seal) is the source of this 1169-nucleotide messenger RNA. Lineage: Eukaryota; Metazoa; Chordata; Mammalia; Carnivora; Phocidae. The record is from RefSeq and is a predicted model, not a curated record.
UCACUAAGUGAAAAAUGAAAAGUAUCCAGGGAAGCGAAGAAAGAAGCUGAGUGGAAUCCUCCAGUAUUUUUUCUAAGGCAAAAUAACGACACAGAUAAGAACUUCUACUCAAAGGUAUGUAAAACGACAAUCUGGCCUUGGAUCUCUGUAAAUACACUGUAUCAAACAAAAAGAAGGACAUAGACAUUAGAAGUGAAGUUCAAGUACAGAAUACAUGUUGAAAUCCAAAAAAAAAAAACCCAGAAGAAAACUUUUGCAAAAUUGUUUUUGUAUUCUCAAAAGAACUAGAAGCUAUCAAUGAAGAGAGUACUGAAGAUGGAAGAUACAACGACAUGGAGAAAAAGUUAUGAUGGUGAUAUUUUUUCUUAUUCUUGAACUUCCUUCAUCUAGCUCCACAUCAUCUUGACAAUCAUAGACACGAUGCUGCCUCCCAUGGCCCUCCCCAGCCUGUCCUGGAUGCUGCUUUCCUGCCUGAUGUUCCUGGCUCGGGUCCAAGGUGAAGACUCCCAGAAGGAUGUGCCCGCUCCACGGAUCAGCUGUCCCAAAGGCUCCAAGGCUUAUGCCUCCCACUGCUAUGCCUUGUUUAUGACACCAAAAUCCUGGAUGGAUGCAGAUAUGGCCUGCCAGAAGAGGUCCUCAGGACACCUUGUGUCUGUGCUCACUGGGUCUGAGGCAAACUUUGUGGCCUCCCUAGUCAAGAACAGUGCGAACACCUACUCAAAUAUCUGGAUUGGGCUCCAUGACCCCACAGAGGGCUAUGAGCCCAAUGCAGGUGGAUGGGAGUGGAGUAGCAAUGAUGUGCUGAAUUACUUUGCCUGGGAGAGAGACCCCUCCACCAUCACAAACCCUGGCUAUUGUGGGAGUCUGUCAAGAAGCACAGGAUAUCUGAGAUGGAAAGAUUACAACUGUUUUGUGAAGCUACCCUAUGUCUGCAAGUUCAAGGACUAGUUCUGGGGAGACGUGAGGAACCUGAGUUUUGCAUGCAACUCAUCAUGGACAUGGGACCAAGUGUAAAGAAUUCCCCCGCAAGAAACAUUCUCCUAUACCUCUAAACAUGACCACCUCAUUAUGACCUUCCCUUCUUCUCAGCCUUAUUUAAAACUCCUCUGUGUCUUCCAUAAUUUAAGUUUCAAAUGGCAAAAUAAAAAAUAAACAAAUUUAGUCUGUAA